This is a messenger RNA of Geodia barretti, 1441 nucleotides long. Lineage: Eukaryota; Metazoa; Porifera; Demospongiae; Tetractinellida; Geodiidae. The record is from the annotation of a GenBank genome assembly.
CUGAGCGUGGAAGAGGUUGGUCGUUAUGGUCGGCAGCUCAUCCUCCCCGAGUGGGGCAGACGAGGCAAGACUUGGACGGUUUAGAGAGGAAGCAUUGCUAGCAAUGUGUGUUGGAUGUGCAGGUCAGGAGUCAGUCAAGGGAAACUCAGUCCUAAUUGUAGGCGUGGGGGGACUUGGCUGCCCCUGUGCACUCUACCUGGCAGCUGCAGGCAUUGGGAGGCUGGGGCUCCUGGACUAUGACAGAGUUGAGUUGAGUAAUCUCCAUCGUCAAGUCCUGCACUGUGAGAACAGAGUGGGUGUGGCCAAAUCUGAGUCUGGACGUGAUGCAGUGAAGGGACUGAACAGCCACAUAUCAGUCACCACUCAUACAGUCCUCCUGGACAGCAGCAACGCUCUCUCCAUCCUCUCGCAGUACGACAUCAUCGUGGACGCCACUGAUAAUGUUGCCACCAGAUACCUCCUGAACGAUGGCUGUGUGUUGCUAGGGAAACCACUCGUCUCGGGGAGUGCUCUGAGAUUCGAAGGUCAACUGACGGUGUACGGUUGGAGAGGAGGUCCCUGCUAUCGCUGCCUCUUCCCCUCUCCCCCUCCUCCUGCCUCCGUCACUAACUGCUCGGAGGGUGGAGUCCUUGGUGUGGUUCCAGGGGUCAUAGGGUCACUGCAAGCUCUUGAGGCCCUCAAAAUUGCCUCUGGAAUGGAACCGCUGUACUCGCAGCAGCUCCUCCUGUUUGAUGCUCUUGGUGGAGGGUUUCGGACAAUUAGACUCCGCCCACGUCAACCCCAGUGUGCCGUGUGCGGGGAAAACCCUUCAAUUACUGCUCUAAUUGACUAUGAACUAUUCUGUGGAUCCAGAGCAGAUGACAAGGUAUUUUUAGGAAUGAAGUAAUAAUGAUGUCAUUGAUGUAGUAUUAUAGGAUAAGAGGGUAGAUAUUUUGGACCCCGAACUACGAGUGAGUCCACAGGUGAGGGGUCGAAGGUGAGCAGGGUGUGUGGUCAGGGGUGUGGUCACUGCAGGAGUACAGCGAGGUGGUCAGUGGAGGAAAGCCACACCUCCUGUUGGAUGUGAGAGAGGAGGUGGAGUACCAGAUAUGCCACCUACCCCACUCCAGGAACAUUCCUCUGUGCCACCUCCAAAAUGGCUCCCUGGAUGCCACCUGGGAGUGGAUACUGGAAACCACACCCACAGCUAAUGACCCCACCUAUUCCGUGUUUGUAGUCUGUCGUCGUGGCAACGAUUCCCAACUUGCCGUUAAGUUGCUCUGUGAACAUGGAAAGGCCAAAGGUCGCGGAGAAGAAGUGGUAAUCCGAGAUAUCAUAGGAGGACUGGUAGCUUGGAGUGAGACUGUUGACCCUCUCUUUCCUAAGUAUUGAUCAUUCGUUGUUCAUCUUUAAACAACCUUCAUCUCUAUAUACCUGUAUAAUGAGCAACUUCUAACGCACU